AUGUCUGACUCCAACAAAAACAUACUCUCGUAUCUCCAUCAACGCCGAGCUCCUGGUCGGCCAGUUGAUGAUAUUGAGGCCACUGCCGCCAGCGAGUCCGCGAAUAACAUAGCCAGCGGGAGCCAUAGUGGCACCAACGCCGCAGCCAGAGAAGUUUCUCACGAUGAUGACCUUGCUCCGGACAGUCAUGGAGCCAGAGCAACCGGUCGCGAACCCUCUCCGGGAGCCAAAGAUAUCUCCAACGAUGAUGACCUAGGUCCGCAUAGCCAAGGAGCCAGGACAACGGGUCGCGAAGAAGCCCCGAGGUCAAGCAACCUAUCCCCUGGUCAUGAUGACCAUAUCAAGUUCCCUGGACAUCUGCCAACUCCGCGUCCAAGCAUCGCUAGAGCAAGCGGCGAGUUACCAGAAUAUGAGGCUCUGGACCGUUACAUCACGAAUUAUGACGCGGAACGUCGUGCUUCUAUGGUCAGCUCAGCUGGAGGACAGAAAAAGAAAAAGAAGUGGUGGCAGUUUUGGAAGUCGACAGAAGUGUAUCACACUGAUGAGCACCCUGUUCAGGAGGUGGGCAAGGCGCCGGAUAGCUGGCUGAAUACUCGAAUUAAAGAAGGGAUUUCUACCAGUGUUGUCGAGGAGCGCCGCAAGCGAUUUGGCUGGAACGAACUGACCGCUGAAAAAGAAGAUAUGGUCGCCAAGAUAUUUGGUUAUUUCCGUGGACCAAUCUUGUAUGUCAUGGAAAUCGCUGCAUUGUUGGCCGUUGGUCUCGGCGCCUGGAUUGACUUCGGAGUGAUCUUGGGUAUCCUUGGUCUCAACGCCUUUGUUGGCUUCUAUCAAGAAAAGCAAGCCGCAGAUGUCGUCGCGAGUCUUAAAGGUGACAUUGCCAUGAAGGCGACAGUUGUCCGUGAUGGUAGGGAACAACAGAUACUGGCUAGAGAACUCGUGCCGGGAGAUAUUGUUGUCUUGCAAGAAGGUCAGACGAUUCCUGGUGAUGCGCAAUUGAUUUGCGACUAUUCUCGGCCUCAGGACUACGACGAGUUCAUUGAGCUCAGAAAUGAGGAUAAGUUCGAUAGUGAUCCGAAUGAACCCGAUACAAAAGAGGGUAAUGGUAAUGAGAAAGGCCCAGCGGGCCCCGACGAGAAAGGGAAAGACAGCCAAGACGAAAAUAAACCUGAUGAGGAUGACGACGAUGAUGAUUCCAUUCACUUUGGUCAGUCGCUAAUUGCUAGCGAUCAAUCUGCCAUUACUGGAGAAUCACUGGCAGUCGACAAAUACAUGGGUGAUAUCGUAUACUACACCACAGGUUGUAAACGUGGCAAAGCGUACGCUAUCAUCACUACUUCUGCAAUGUAUUCUUUUGUUGGAAAGACAGCAAACCUGGUGCAAGGCACUAAAGAUCGCGGUCAUUUCAAGCAGGUGAUGGAUUCCAUCGGAACCACGCUGCUCGUGCUAGUUUUGUUCUGGAUUCUUAUGGCAUGGAUUGGUGGUUUCUUCCAUCAUAUUCCCAUUGCUACGCCUGGAGUACAGACUUUACUCCACUAUGCCUUGGUUCUACUUAUCAUUGGUGUACCCGUGGGUCUGCCGGUCGUAACUACGACUACGUUAGCCGUCGGAGCUGCAUACCUGGCCAAGCAGAAGGCUAUUGUGCAAAAACUGACCGCAAUCGAGUCGCUAGCAGGUGUCAAUGUCUUGUGUUCUGACAAGACUGGUACACUGACCGCCAACAAGCUGAGCCUCCGUGACCCUUACGUUGCAGAGGGACAGGAUGUCAAUUGGAUGAUGGCAGUAGCUGCUCUUGCCAGCUCCCAUAAUAUUGCUUCAUUGGACCCUAUUGACAAAGUCACGAUAUUGACACUGAAGAAAUUCCCCAAAGCCCGAGAAAUACUGCGUGAGGGCUGGAAAACAGAUAAGUUCACCCCGUUCGACCCCGUUUCAAAACGGAUUACUACAGAAUGCCGACUUGGUAAAGAUAAGUACAUCUGUGCAAAGGGUGCUCCGAAGGCGAUCCUCCAACUGGCACCCAAUCUACCGAAUGAUAUCCGGCAGGAAUACAAUAGCAGGACAAAGGACUUCGCCCGCCGCGGUUUCAGAUCCCUCGGCGUUGCAUAUAAAAAGAACAAUGAUGACUGGGUACUUUUAGGUCUCCUGUCGAUGUUUGACCCACCGCGAGAAGAUACUGCUCAAACCAUCAUCGAGGCCCAGGCGCUAGGAGUUCCCGUCAAAAUGCUUACUGGUGAUGCAAUUGCUAUCGCGAAGGAGACGUGCAAGAUGCUCGGUUUGGGCACCAAGGUCUACAACUCGACUAAGUUGAUGCAUAGUGGCCUCACCGGGACUGUUCAGCAUGACCUUGUGGAACGUGCUGAUGGCUUUGCCGAGGUCUUUCCCGAACACAAGUAUCAGGUUGUUGAGAUGCUGCAGCAGCGUGGAUCGUUGACUGCCAUGACUGGCGACGGUGUGAAUGAUGCUCCAUCUCUCAAAAAAGCAGAUUGCGGCAUUGCGGUAGAAGGAUCUUCUGAAGCAGCCCAAGCAGCUGCUGACAUCGUAUUCCUGGCUCCUGGCCUCAGCACCAUCAUUCUAUCGAUCAAGACUUCUCGUCAGAUCUUUCAGCGAAUGAAGGCUUAUGUGCAAUACCGUAUUGCUCUCUGUUUACACCUGGAGAUCUAUUUGACAACUUCUAUGGUCAUCCUUAACGAAACAAUCCGGCCUGAUCUCAUCGUCUUCAUCGCUCUGUUUGCUGACCUGGCCACUGUGGCUGUUGCCUAUGACAAUGCCCAUGUCGAAGAUCGCCCAGUAGAAUGGCAACUGAAGAAGAUCUGGGUCGUAAGCAUCAUCCUAGGUAUGCUGCUCGCUGCAGGCACUUGGAUCGCCCGUGGUACCAUGUUUCUUCGCAGCGGUGGCAUCAUUCAGAACUGGGGCUCGAUCCAAGAAGUCCUGUUCCUACAAGUCGCACUGACAGAGAACUGGUUGAUCUUCAUCACGCGCGGUGGCAAGACUUGGCCAUCCUGGCAACUGGUCGGUGCCAUCCUGGCUGUCGACGUCAUUGCCACCCUCUUCUGCCUUUUCGGUUGGCUUUCUGGAAGUGGUGGAGGUGUCAUGUACACUACGCCUCUAACCCCGUUCAACAACUCGUCCAAUGGCUGGACUGAUAUUGUUACUGUGGUGGUUGUUUGGCUCUAUUCUUUCGGAGUCAUAAUAUUCAUCGCCAUCAUCUACUUUAUCCUACAGCGUGUUGACUGGAUCAAUGAUCUGGGUAGAAAGGAUCGCCACAAGCGGGAUACGAAGAUGGAAAAUAUCAUGGUUUACCUCAGCAAAUUGGCAGUCGAACAUGAGAAGGAUCCUUCUACUAACGCAGAUCGGUACUAUCUAGUAGAGAAAGCUACCGAUGAGGACGAUGAGUAA
Messenger RNA from Truncatella angustata, 3393 nucleotides. RefSeq lists its product as uncharacterized. NCBI's taxonomy places the organism in Eukaryota, Fungi, Ascomycota, Sordariomycetes, Amphisphaeriales, Sporocadaceae. Gene Ontology annotation, cellular component: plasma membrane. The record is from RefSeq and is a predicted model, not a curated record. The transcript has 6 exons. Bases 1 to 3393 code for a protein of 1130 amino acids. Gene Ontology annotation, molecular function: ATP hydrolysis activity; P-type proton-exporting transporter activity; ATP binding. Gene Ontology annotation, biological process: regulation of intracellular pH; proton export across plasma membrane.